Stegastes partitus (bicolor damselfish) is the source of this 936-nucleotide messenger RNA. RefSeq names its product olfactory receptor 52N5-like. Bases 1 to 936 code for a protein of 311 amino acids. The transcript has a single exon. Gene Ontology annotation, cellular component: membrane. NCBI's taxonomy places the organism in Eukaryota, Metazoa, Chordata, Actinopteri, Pomacentridae. Gene Ontology annotation, molecular function: odorant binding; olfactory receptor activity; G protein-coupled receptor activity. The record is from RefSeq and is a predicted model, not a curated record. Gene Ontology annotation, biological process: G protein-coupled receptor signaling pathway; detection of chemical stimulus involved in sensory perception of smell.
AUGGAAAGAAACUCAACUAUUUCCACCGACAUCCUGGAGAUCCAAGGUUUUGACAUCUCUCCAGAGUUCAUGUAUCCCCUGUUUUUCCUCCUGCUAUUUGUUUACUUCUCCCUGCUGUUUUCCAACAUCGGAGUUCUCGUGCUCAUCAUCACCGAGAAGAGCCUCCACCAGCCGAUGUACAUCCUCUUCUGCAACCUGUCCGUCAACGACCUGAUAGGCAACACGGUCCUGCUGCCUCGGCUGAUGUCUCACAUCCUUUCUACGGAGCGCUUCAUCACCUACAACCAGUGCGUGGCCCAAGCCUUUUACAGCCACACAUUCGGGUCGGCGUCGCACAUGAUUCUGGUCAUCAUGGCCAUCGACAGGUACGUGGCCAUAUGUCACCCCUUGAGGUACAGCUCCAUCAUGACCACCAGAGCUGUGGUCGGACUCUCGGCGACGGCGUGGGGGGUCUCCUUAGUGCUCGUUUCUGUUCUGAUCGGCCUCACGGUGAGGCUGUCUCGCUGCAGGUCGGUCGUGCAGAACGCUUACUGCGACAAUGCAUCGCUGUUCAAGCUUUCCUGUGAAGACGUCUCCAUUAACAACAUCUACGGACUGGUUUUCACCGUGCUGCUGUUCUCCUGUUCAAUGGGAGGCAUCGGCAUCACCUACUUCAGGAUAGCUCUCAUCUGCUGGAUGAAGAAAAACAAAGAGCUGAGCAACAGAGCCCUGCAAACCUGCGCGAGCCACCUCGUUCUUUAUCUCAUCAUGCUCCUGUCAGGGUUUCUAACAAUCAUCCUGCACCGUUUCCCAAAGUACCCUGAUCUGAGGAAGAUUGCGUACAUUUUGUUUCAUGUUGUUCCCGCUAAUUUAAAUCCAAUCAUUUAUGGAAUGCAGACGAAAUCGUUACGGCAUAAAAUCACCCAGAUACUGCAGGGAAAAGUCACUCCCACAUAG